Acaulospora colombiana is the source of this 307-nucleotide messenger RNA. The record is from the annotation of a GenBank genome assembly. NCBI's taxonomy places the organism in Eukaryota, Fungi, Glomeromycota, Glomeromycetes, Diversisporales, Acaulosporaceae.
AUGUCUCGUGAACGAGCAAACGAGUUGCAAGACCAAGCUAAUCAAGCAGAGGUCUCUGGUGACUACCAAAAGGCGCUUGAACUUCAAACUGAGCACGCAGCAAUUAUUCCGACGCUAAUCACGAAUGGAGAGCCAAGGUCAGACCAGGGCAGAAGAGACAAGAGGCGAUUAGAGGCUACGAGGGAGCGUAUAGAAGUACUCCGAACUUUUGUACAGAAGAGAAAGGGCCCAGCUCCCAAGCCACUUCCCUCUAGGGCGACAAUUGCGAAGGAGAUGAGGGAGCCCCCAGCUGGGACCGUCCUUUUGA